Eucalyptus grandis is the source of this 651-nucleotide messenger RNA. RefSeq lists its product as uncharacterized. The transcript has a single exon. Lineage: Eukaryota; Viridiplantae; Streptophyta; Magnoliopsida; Myrtales; Myrtaceae. The record is from RefSeq and is a predicted model, not a curated record. The coding region runs from base 57 to 386 and encodes 109 amino acids.
AGGAGUCUCCCCAAUCGCUCCACUCUCUCUCUUUCUCUCUCUCCGCUCGCGAAAUCAUGCCGAGGGCAGCGAAACCCUUGACGACGGCGGCCGCCGCCCUCCGCCGCCGGCUCUUCUCGUCCUCGUCCGGGCCCAGCCGGUGGGCGACGCCGGGCCACGAGGAGCGCCCCAAGGGAUACCUCUUCAACCGGCCCCCGCCGCCGCCCGGCCAAGCCCGCAAGUGGGAGGACUGGGAGCUCCCCUGCUACGUCACCAGCUUCCUGACGAUCGUGAUCCUGGGCGUGGGGCUCAACGCGAAGCCCGAUCUCACCAUCGAGACCUGGGCCCACCAGAAGGCCCUCGAGCGGCUGCAGAUGGAGCAGCAACAGAUGAGCGAAUCUGACUGAUUAGGGUUUGUGGGGGGUGAAAUUUGGAGUAAGUUCGAGUUGAGUUUUGAGCUCUUCUUCCUUUCUUCCUUUCUUUUUUCUUUUUCCUUGCUGGGGGGAACUGAGGUUCGACGGUGUUUGACUUGGCCUCCGCGUCGAAUGUUGAUAUGGUGUUAGCUCAAUAAUCAUCUAUUUGAUGUUCGAAAAAUCUGACUUCUGCAGUGAUCGGUGCUGCGAAUUGAGCUGGAAAUCUAUAAUGCUUUUAAUUGAUUAUGCUUUUUGACUA